AUGUCGCCAGCGGCUAGAGAUCCUGCAUCUGCGGUACCAAACCGGGGCGUGGUGCGUCCCAUGGAGAUACGCAUCCCAGACGACGCCGUCGAAGAAUUGAAGACUCUGAUUCGCUGCUCUAAAAUCGCUGGGCAGACGUACGAGAACUCCCUCCAGGACGGCUCCUUUGGGGUGUCUCGACAGUGGCUUCUGGAGGCGAAGAGAAAAUGGGAGGAGGAUUUCGACUGGAGGCGCUGCGAGGCGCGAAUCAAUAAGUUCCCCCAGUUUACUGUUCCGGUCCAGGCGCACGACGGAUGCAGCACCGUUCAUUUCUGCGGACUAUUCUCAGACAAACCGGAUGCGAUUCCGCUGCUGUUGCUGCACGGGUGGCCUGGGAGCUUUCUGGAAUUCCUGCCCAUCCUGGCCCUGCUGCAGGACAAGUAUACCCCUGAAACUCUCCCGUACCACGUCAUCGUGCCCUCCCUGCCGGGGUACGGCUUUUCCGCACGCCCUCCUCUCGAUCGAGACUUCACUCUCCUAGAAGCGUCGGAGCUGUUGCAUUCCUUGAUGGAGGAGCUUGGAUUCGGUGGAGGGUACAUUGCCCAAGGGGGUGAUGUGGGGAGCAAGAUUGCGAGAAUCCUGGCAAAGAGGUAUCAAGGUUGCAAAGUAAACUUUUGCGCGAUGAACGAACCAGCUCAGCUGAAAGGUUCCACGCAACUGGCCGAAGCUGAACGAGAAGGUCUAGAGCGAAUGGCCGUCUUCAACAGUUCUGGGCGAGGAUACGCCAUUACUCACGCAACAAGACCCAGCACGAUAGCUCUGGUCCUCACGAGCAAUCCCCUGACAAUGCUGGCGUGGAUCGGCGAGAAAUUUCUGGAAUGGUCCGGCGAGGCGAUUUCGAUCGACACCAUAUUGGAGUCGGUCACACUGUACUGGCUGACGGAGACUCUGCCGACAUCACUAUACACAUACCGAGCGAGAACACACCCCGACAACCCCGGCGGACAUGGGGAUCCGCGGUGGCAUGUCGCGAAGCCGCUCGGGUACUCGUACUUCCCGAAAGAGGUGGCCCCGGCGCCGGUCAGCUGGGUCGCUACGACGGGCGACUUGAUAUUCUCGCGGUCGCGCUCCAAGGGGGGUCAUUUCGCAGCGGCGGAAGUCCCGGAGCUUUUGUUGCAGGAUAUCGAGGAUUUCGCGGCUGUGGCGUGGCCCAGGACAAACCCCUGA
Messenger RNA from Cladophialophora immunda, 1206 nucleotides. RefSeq lists its product as uncharacterized. The coding region runs from base 1 to 1206 and encodes 401 amino acids. Gene Ontology annotation, biological process: epoxide metabolic process. The record is from RefSeq and is a predicted model, not a curated record. Lineage: Eukaryota; Fungi; Ascomycota; Eurotiomycetes; Chaetothyriales; Herpotrichiellaceae. Gene Ontology annotation, molecular function: epoxide hydrolase activity. The transcript is spliced from 7 exons.